Suillus paluster is the source of this 978-nucleotide messenger RNA. RefSeq lists its product as uncharacterized. The transcript has 14 exons. The record is from RefSeq and is a predicted model, not a curated record. The coding region runs from base 1 to 978 and encodes 325 amino acids. NCBI's taxonomy places the organism in Eukaryota, Fungi, Basidiomycota, Agaricomycetes, Boletales, Suillaceae.
AUGACCCUAGUCUCAAAUGAUCCCAGUUGGUGGCCGUCCAUCCAGUGGUAUCACGUUUCCAGCUAUUUUUCAGUUGCUGCUUCUGUUGGACUGGUGUACGAUUGGGGUGAGCAGGGUAACAUUAAGCAAAGAAUUUCUGACAUCCUCAUGGCAUUUCCAGCACUGACAUUCGGACAAGAGGUCGAACUGAUCUGGAGGCAACGCUGGUCCCUGAUGACUGCUCUCUAUCUCAGUAUGCGCUACCUUGGAAUAAUAUAUGCUGUUUGCUGUUCCAACAAUCCCGAUGACAGAUGCACAUCAGCAUUCUCAUGUAGGGUUCAAUCUAAUGACUGCCACAGCUGCUAUAUUAUUUAUCUCGCCCUGGAUUGGAUGGACUUCAUUGUAAAUGCAAUCUUGGGCGUCAUCAUGAUCGCUCGGUUGCAUGCCAUGUCUCAGAAAUCCGGCAAGGUACUGAUACUUCUCGUUGUCGUUUUCCUGGCUUCCAACAUCUUCGCCGGAGUGGUCGCCGCAAUCUUCACGAAGAAUUCAGCGGAUGCCCAACUUCUGGAUUCACUGACUUGGAUACUCGGCACUGUAUGGGAGGUCCUCACACUGUGUCUCGCACUCUGGAUUGCUAUGAAACACUUCCGUGAACUGCGACGAGAAUCAGCAGGAGGGAUUAUUGGGGACUGUUUUACGGUCUUAAUAAAAUCUCAUGUGGUUUACUUUGCGAGUUAUUCUUUGUCACCGAUCUCAGCGGACCCAUAUUCCAUGGAAAAUCAGGUUUAUAACGGCCUUCUCCAAAUUUUCUUGCUGGUGCAGAUGUUUGUGCUGGGACCACGCCUCAUCAUUAGUGUUCGAGAGUAUCAUGCUAAAGUGAAGGCUGAUUCCGGUGCAGGAACCUCCACAACUGGAAUUGCUUUCCAGGGGCGCGUACACGUGUCAACUAGUCGUAGGAGCGGGAGUAUUUGGAUUGUGAGGGGGGGAUUUGAACCAUGA